This is a messenger RNA of Mizuhopecten yessoensis (Yesso scallop), 543 nucleotides long. RefSeq lists its product as uncharacterized. Gene Ontology annotation, biological process: monoatomic ion transport. Gene Ontology annotation, cellular component: membrane. The coding region runs from base 1 to 543 and encodes 180 amino acids. The transcript has 3 exons. Gene Ontology annotation, molecular function: extracellular ligand-gated monoatomic ion channel activity. NCBI's taxonomy places the organism in Eukaryota, Metazoa, Mollusca, Bivalvia, Pectinida, Pectinidae. The record is from RefSeq and is a predicted model, not a curated record.
AUGAAAGAAGCUCUGCCGUCAUUUGUUUUCCUUCUUUUCGACCUUUUAAGAACUAUCAAUGCAGCAACACAUACUGACAUGAUAAGGCUGUAUCAAAACUUGACAAAAGAUUAUAAAAAGAACGUGCGUCAAACAUUUAAUCAGUCGCAUCCCACCAAAGUUAACUUCAGUUUUAACCUUCUUUCCAUAAAGGAAUUGGACGAAAAGACCAGCAAAUUGUCUAUAGUAGGAAUAAAAGAAAAACGGUCCAGGGUGUGUAACACACUUGUACCUACAUGUAUAAUAGGACUUUUGAAUGUUUUGGUGUUUCUCAUCCCCGCUGAGUCGGGAGAACGUGUUAGCUUCUCGAUCACCGUGCUGUUUGCCAUGGCUGUGUUUAUGACAAUAGUGACCGACAGUCUGCCAAGUAAUAGUGAGCCGAACGGUCCUCGAUUAUGUUACUUACUGUCAAUUGAUCUAGACAUCAAUGCCUUGGUAACUGUUUGUGCAAUUCUUGGAAUGCGUCUCUACCACAAACCAGACCAUCAGGAGAUUGAUGUAUGA